AUGGGUUCACAGAAGUCAUUACACAUUGACGGUAGAAGGGCAACUUCUUCGCGCGGACAAACGACUCUGGUGAUGCGAUCAUAUCACGAUGUAGAAUUUGAGUGCCGUUUUGAUGCGCACAUUUUGCCUAGUAUAACUUCGACGAUUCCCGCAUCUCCAAUUGACACGAGCGGGUACAAACACUUACACAACAUACCACUGGCUGAUCCGACAUUUCACACGCCAGGAAGCAUCGAUGUACUCAUUGGAGCGGACAUCACGGGCAUGCUUCCCCUGGGUGAAACUAUCACUGGUGGGACUAAGCAGCCGUGCGCUCUCCAUACGCGUCUCGGUUGGGUCAUAUGCGGACCUACAUCGCCACGCUGUGCGUCACUCCCCGCCUUGGGCACACCGACCGAAUGUGCUACCUGGGAACUGGAGGAGGUUCCUCGCCCCAAAACGACCGAUGACAUUUGCGAAGAGAUUUUCCAACGAACCGUAUCGCGCAAGAGCAAUGGCCGAUACAUAGUGCAGAUCCCAUUUUCUCCGGAUGCGCCUGCACUCGGUGAUUCCUACGGCAAGGCGCUGGGCCACUUUUUCAACCUUGAGAGGCGUCUGAGGGGUGAUGAUGACUUGCGCCAGAAGUAUGUUCAGUUUAUGCGCGAGUACGAGACGCUCGGCCACAUGGAGAAGAUCACGCUAUAA
Molecule: messenger RNA, 684 nt
Organism: Rhagoletis pomonella (apple maggot)
Lineage: Eukaryota; Metazoa; Arthropoda; Insecta; Diptera; Tephritidae
Exons: 2
Coding region: 1-684 (227 amino acids)
Source: RefSeq, a predicted model, not a curated record